Molecule: messenger RNA, 7156 nt
Organism: Poecilia reticulata (guppy)
Lineage: Eukaryota; Metazoa; Chordata; Actinopteri; Cyprinodontiformes; Poeciliidae
Gene: tulp4b
Product: TUB like protein 4b
Molecular function (GO): protein binding
Source: RefSeq, a predicted model, not a curated record
UAAAGGCACAAGCACAAAGUGCGCCAAAGGAGAAGCGCCUGGCAACAUUACGGAACUGUCUGUCAUUUUAGGACUAACAUAUAUAUAUUCUUAUCUUGGUGACAGGAUUGCACAAGUCUCCGGGAUGGGUGACGGGCAUCUGAGGUGGCACGCAUCUUCAAAUGGCAAAUUCUAAAGUGCAGAUUUGGAUGAGUGGCUGGAUGAAUGCAUGAAUGCAUGAAUGAAUGAAGGAAGAGCUGGAUACCCUCUGGCUGUAUGAUGCAUUUUACCUCCCUAUUAUAGGUCCCCUUUUAAGCAACAACAGGAAAACAGCCAUUACCCUUCAGUGCAUCAUCUGGAUGAAAAUAUGGACACCUUCAGAGGACACAUUUUGAUUCAACAUGCCCAGGAACUAUGAGCAGCCUGGCCAGUCAGUAGGGAUGUUGGCCGCCGUGGAACAUGGUCCCAUCCUGUGCAGCGACUCCAACAUCCUCUGCCUCUCGUGGAAGGGCCGCGUCCCCAAGAGCGAGAAGGACAAGCCGGUAUGCCGGAGACGCUACUACGAGGAGGGCUGGCUCGCCACGGGGAACGGGAGAGGAGUCGUCGGGGUGACGUUCACUUCUAGUCACUGCCGGAGGGAUAGAAGUACACCGCAGAGAAUCAACUUUAACUUGCGAGGACACAACAGUGAGGUUGUCUUGGUGCGCUGGAAUGAGCCCUUCCAGAAGCUGGCUACCUGUGACAUGGAAGGAGGCAUCUUUGUAUGGAUCCAGUAUGAGGGAAGGUGGUCUGUGGAGUUAGUGAAUGACAGAGGAGCCCAGGUGAGUGAUUUUACUUGGUCACACGACGGCACCCAAGCCCUCAUCGCUUACAGGGAUGGCUUUGUGUUAGUCGGCUCGGUCAGCGGGCAGAGACACUGGUCCUCAGAGAUCAACCUGGAGAGUCAGAUCACCUGUGGCAUCUGGACACCUGAUGACCAGCAGGUGUUGUUUGGGACAGCAGAUGGGCAGGUAAUAGUGAUGGACUGUCACGGACGGAUGCUCGCUCACGUGCUGCUACACGAGUCUGACGGCAUCGUCAGCAUGUCGUGGAACUGCCCCGACUUCCUGGUCGAGGACAGCACAGAGAGCGACACGGACUCCGAUGACAAUAUCCUGCCUUUAGUCCGAAGAGUCAAGCCUUUGUUGACAGUCACCUUCUUAUCAGGAGAUAUCAGUUUGAUGAACAACUAUGAUGAUCUCUCUCCGGCUAUUAUCCGUUCAGGACUGAAAGAUGUGGAAGCCCAGUGGUGCUCUCAGGGAGACCUCUUGGCUGUGGCUGGCAUGGAGAAACACGGGCUCCCAGCCGACACGGCUUGUGCAUCCAUCAUGAGAAAUGCUCUUGUUAAGUUCUACAAUGUACAAGGAGAGCACAUAUACACUCUGGAAACACCUGCACAGAGGCCCAUCACCACUAUCUGCUGGGGUCACAGAGACUCCCGCCUGUUCCUUGCAUGCGGACCAGCUCUCUAUGUGGUGCGUGUGGAGCACAGGGUGGCCAGUCUCCAGCUCUUGUGCCAGCAGGGUAUUGCGAGCGCCCUGCGCGAAGAGAAGGACGUUGGGAAGCUGAACAUGCCCUCGCUGCUCUGCUCUUACGUUACCUCUGCUUUUAUACCGACCAUCAAGCCUCCGAUUCCUGACCCCAACAACAUCCGCGACUUUGUCAGCUACCCCACGUCCGGGAACGAGCGGCUGCACUGCACCAUGAAGCGAGCGGAGGAUAGUCCUGAGACAGGCGGCCCCUGCUACACGCUGUACCUGGAGUAUCUCGGGGGGCUGGUGCCUAUUCUCAAGGGAAGGCGCAUCAGUAAGCUCAGGCCUGAGUUUGUCAUUAUGGAUCCAAAAACUGAAGGCAAGCCUGAGGACGUGUGUGUGAAUCCCAUGAUCUCCUACACGGACAGCUGUAACUGCUCCGACUCCAGUGACAUAGACUUGAGUGACGAGUGGGUGGGGAAGAAGUCGCCAAAGUUAUCCCGCGGAAACAGGUUAAAUAUGGAUUCAAGAAAAUCCCCCAAACUUUCACGCGCCAAUCAAGAAGGGCAACGGUCACCACGGCUACCGACUAAAAAACCUCCGGUUCGGUCACCCAGUCUGACCCGCCGUGAGUUUACAAUGGAUGGAAACACAGAGCACAGCUACCUUGCCCAAGUCACAUCUAACAUUUGGGGAACAAAGUUCAAAAUUGUAGGACUCGCCUCUUUCCUCCCAGCCAAUCUUGGUGCAGUGAUCUAUAAGACUAGUUUGCUUCAUCUGCAACCGAGGCAGAUGACUAUCUACCUUCCGGAAGUGCGAAAGAUUUCUCAUGACUUCAUGAGCCUGCCUGUGUUCAACCCCAAUGUGUUCAGUGAGGACGAGGAUGACCUACCAGUGAUGGGGCCGUCUGGAGUAUCCGGAGACAACCCAUCCUGUACCGUCAAUAUUCCCAUCGCUCCCAUCCACAGCCCAGCUCAAGCCAUGUCUCCAACUCAAAGUAUCGGACUUGUUCAAUCCCUCCUGGCCAAUCAGAACAUUCAACUUGACGUACUAACCAAUCCAACAGCCACAGCCGCAGCAGCGGCUGCGGCGGCGGCUGCCUCAGCCUCAGUCCCCGUCCCUGAUCAUGGCCAAGAUGCUGUUGCGUCACCAUACCCCGUUCCAACUAGAUACUCAAAUCAUAGUCAGGGGAUUUUCAGUGGGCUAGACAUGGGUCCUCUUCUCCCUGGUACUCUGCCUCCCCCACCACCUCCUCACCAUCUACCCCCACAGCCUCACUCGCAGCGGGCUCACUCACAGCAGCCUCGCCAGCAGCCAUCGAAACAGUCCCAUACUGUGCAAACGCAGCAGCAGCUGCAGCAGCAACAGCAGCAGAAGAUGCAUCAUCAUCAACUGCAACAACAGCAGCAACAACAGCACCAUCCGUCCCAGUCACAACAGCAGCAACACCACCAUCCGUCCCAGUCACAACAGCAGCAACACCACCAUCCGUCCCAGACACAACAGCAGCAGCAGCAGCAGCAACAACAACAACAACAACAGCCACAACAUCAACAGCUGCAGCAGAUGCAUCACCCACAGACUCUACACCAACAGGCCCAACAUCAUCAACACCAGGCUCAACAGCACCCGCCAAUGCAACCGGCCCAACAGCAGGUGGCAACUCAACAGUUUCAGCAACAGCAGCAAAUCCAACAGCAGCAGCACCAGAUGCAGCUGCAGCACGAGCAGAUGCAGCAGCAGCAGCAGCAGAUGCAGCAGCAGCAGCAGCAGAUCAGGCAGCAGAUCCAGGAGAUGCGGCAGCAGCAGCAGCAGCUGCAGCAGCAGCAUCAGCAGAUCCAGCAGCAGCAUCAACAGAUGCAGAGGCAGCACCAACAAAUGCAGCAGCAGCUCAAAAUGCAGAUGUCACUGCCGCCGCCUCCCACUAGCUAUCCAACCAUUUCCUUGCAGCAGAUUCAUCUCCUUCCUUCAAUCCCUCCUCCCACUGCUGUGCCUGAGCUGGACAGGGGGGACCACGCACACACGCUGAAGCCGACUCUUCCACGGACGUUACCUCCUUCCUUCAGCGACACAGACGGAGCUGUGGAGCUCCAGAUGAGGAAGAUAAACCCCCCACCUCCAUACCCAGGGACCGUGGUGUCUGCGGCAGCGGCUACAGCAGCCGCUGCUCCUCAAACGUUCAUUACAAACUGUGACAGCCCAAGUGUCCUGGCUCCCGAUCCCUGCCUCAAGAAAGACGAAUUUUUGCUUCACCCAGUCACCUUGCAGUACCCAACCCCUCUGGGGUACGAACGGAUCACCACCUUUGACAGCAGUGGCAAUGUAGAGGAGGUGUGUCGUCCACGGAGACGCCUCAUUCGCAAUCAGAAUGCAUACUCUGUUCAUGGCAUUGGAGGUUCGGCAACUCUUAAAGUGACUUCCACUGAAAAUAAAAAAAUUCAACUACCAUACAGCUCAGCCACUUUGAGUCGUCUGUCUGUCCCUCGGUAUUCUAUACCAAGCGGAGACCCUCCUCCGUACCCUGAUCCGGCCAAUCAGGUAACUGCUACUCUUCCUCCUCCUCAGAAAAUCGACAGCAGUCUGAUCCAUGCCACUCUACGUCGUGAGCGCAGAGAUUUGGGACUCAAAGUGCCACAGAUGAUGGACAGCUCGAGGACUUUGCCCACCAAGGCGAAAAUGAACAGCGCGUUGUCGCUUUCAUACCAGCAGAGGGUGCCCACUGCAUUGUAUACAUGCACACAGUGCAGCAGUAACAGCAGUAGCACCAGUGUCAGUGUAACUGGAGGGGGGACUACAAGUAGUGGCAUUGCAGGCGGCACGGUCGUAAGGCAAGACUUCCCGCCAGGCAAAGGGGCUCAUCACAGCACCAUCAUAGUGCACUCCAAAAGUGCCUCACCGCUGGCGUCUCAGUCGUCUUACAGUCUACUGGGAGCAGUMGAUAACAGCAGGGACAGAACAGUGUACGUAAACUCUGCGUUUACUGAAGACGAGACACUAAAUCAGCAGUGUCACCUUGAGAAAUCUGUUCGUCAGUUGAAUCUGGGUGAUGGCAGUAUGACAGUCAAACGCCCUCCGCCUUAUCAGUGGGACACCUCCACCGCAGAGGACUUCUGGCUUACUCCAGAGCAGACGAUGUUAGCCCCGCCACCAGGAAAUCCUAAACCACCCUCUCUCAUUAUCAGUCAGGCUCAACACUUGGACGUUACUCGGCUUCCUUUUGUCCUCACAACAAAGCCUCCAACCAGUCUGAACACGAGCACUCUUACCUUCCCAUCAGGAUAUCAGAUAUCCCUCUCACCUUUCCCCCCAGGUGUGGGUCACAGUGGACCUCCACUCCAGACCCUACAGAAUCCUCCGCCACAGUGUUCCCCAAAUGAGGUAGUCACCUCGGUGUCCUUUGCCCAACAGGAUCCUAGCUUGGUCUUACCACCAGGGUACCCUCCAAACUUGGCUAACUUGGCUUGCUGUCCUCUCCCUCCAUUGUAUCCUGGAGCUAGCUCAUGCGCUGGACUUCAGCUUCACCCUGUCAGUUUACAUCCUUGGAACCCUUACCCCUGUCCACCACCAAUGCAAGAUCCUCCCGCUCCUCCCCUGCCGACCAAAACUCAUCAGAUUUUAGAAAAGCCUCUACUCUCCCCACCUCCUCCCACCGCUCCACCUCCACCACCUCCGCUACCACCUCCUCCCCCGCCCACUGAGUUGAUCCCAUCCAAAAGUGCCACAGAAGACCAAGCAGAGUCUGCCAACAAUUUUCCCGAGCCGUCAUCCCUUAACGAAAGCCCCGUUCCCCAGGAGCCGGAACGCUAUAGCAAGAAGAGCCGCAAAAGGCUUGACAGCAGGGCAGAGGAGGGCAACAUGCCCACAGUCUCUGAGAGCAGAUCGAGAAAGGAAGGGCGGGCGCUCUCGGACUUCAACACCCUCAUAUCCAGCCCAAGGCUCGGCAGUAGAGAGAAGAAGAAGCCCAAGGGGCAGAGAGAGCAACUCAAUAAGACUAAGAAAAUGAGCAGGACGACGAACGAGUUCCAGGACAGCUCCGAAAGCGAACCAGAGCUGUUCAUUAGUGGAGACGAGCUCAUGAACCAGAACCAGAGUAGCAAAAAGAGCUGGAAGAACAAGAGGAGCCUGCGUAUGGCAAGCGAGCUGGAAGAGAUCAAGUGCCGCAAAGCCAACGAAAGAGAGGACCGCAGUUUAGGUAGCCAAGGGUUCGUCUAUGUCAUGGCCAAUAAGCAGCCGCUCUGGAACGAGGCUACGCAGGUCUAUCAGCUUGACUUUGGCGGUCGGGUCACUCAGGAGUCAGCAAAGAAUUUUCAGAUAGAGCUGGAUGGCAGGCAGGUGAUGCAGUUUGGGCGAAUAGACGGGAACGCUUACAUCCUGGAUUUCCAGUACCCUUUCUCCGCCGUGCAGGCAUUUGCCGUCGCCUUGGCCAAUGUGACUCAAAGACUGAAAUGAAGAGUCGUUUUGCCGAUGUUGCUGUUCUGUACUGGUAUUAGACUCUGAUGCUCGGGACUGAGACACAUUUAUUAAAUUUUUUCCCAGAUUUUUUUAUUUUUUAUUUGACUGUUCGCAUACCUGUGAUUCACAGUUAGUAUUGAAAGCAAAGUCAGCUUGUCAAGUACUGAUGGAAGCAAUUUAUCCAGAACUUUGACUUAAUGCUGUAAUUCAGAAAUAUAACUUAGAAUAAAUAUUAUAAAUAAAUAUAAUAAGUCUUUACAUAAUUUAUAGUCAUUCCGCAUUAAACAAAUGCAAUUUCUGAGGGUAGAAUGGAGUUUGAAAUUCAGAAUACAUUGCCUCUAAGCCAUACCAUAGGAUAUCUAACACAAAUGUUGCACUUUUUGAAAUUUGUUUAAAAGGAAUCCGGUAAAGAAGGCUGGUUUUAUUAUUAGCUGUUUUUAGGAUUUCGCUAACUUUGCUGAUUCAAAUCUCAUUCCAGGCCAGGAUUAAUGCGAGAUUUGUUUAAUUUGUUUUGCUACAUGCUUUCAAUGAGUGAGUCAUUGCAUCUGAAAGACCUGAGCAAAGUUUGGCAUCGUAUUUAUGUUACUUCUAUGAAGUGAUGCAAUGGGCGUUAAAAUCCAUCUUUUGGCAAAAAUAAUACAAUUCGAUUCAGUGAGGCAGUAAUAUUUCAUUGAGGCUUGCAUUUUACAUUUGUACAUUCAAUCAUAUUUCGUGUAAUUCUGUAGCCCAAACACUGUUUUUGCUUACAGAAAUCCUCCAGUUGCUGGUUGAUUGAGUCUUUGAGUGCCAUAUGUAAGCUAAAGUGAAAUCUUGCUCUCUUUUUUUGCUGGGUGUUUAUGAUGCUACUUGAAUCCUGCAUUUGAAUGUGAAGUGCUUUAGUUUCACUAUUUGGAAAUCAGUGCUGCUUUGAAUAGAUAGAGCUUUUGUGCAAUAACCCUGCCUACACAGAACUGAUGUUGUAAUUGCAAAGGAAAAUAUAAAGCCGCUUGCUACACUGUGGAUUUAGCAAGUGACCUACGCUUAGAUAAGAAGUGCUUAUACGUUGCUAACAUUUUUUGCUUUCAUUUCUUUUGUUUUUACUUACCAAAUAUUUUGUGAUGUUACAUCUGUAGACAAAAAAAAAGAAAAUAAUUUUGCAAAAGUGUAUUUAUAAGUUGUUGCAGUGAGCUGUAGGAGUGAGAUUUGUGUAAAUUUGGUGCUAAUGUAUAAAAAAA